Solea senegalensis (Senegalese sole) is the source of this 1174-nucleotide messenger RNA. RefSeq names its product Purkinje cell protein 4a (gene pcp4a). Gene Ontology annotation, molecular function: calcium ion binding; calmodulin binding. The record is from RefSeq and is a predicted model, not a curated record. Bases 29 to 445 code for a protein of 138 amino acids. Gene Ontology annotation, cellular component: cytoplasm. The transcript has 4 exons. Lineage: Eukaryota; Metazoa; Chordata; Actinopteri; Pleuronectiformes; Soleidae.
CAAGGAAACCCCGUAUCUACUGGUUUUGAUGGAGAUGAUAUGUGAGGAGAGAGAGAGAGAGAGAGAGAGGCAGAGAGAGAGUGGAGCUAUAAAAGCAGCCAAGCGCAGCGUUUUGGAGAAAUCGAGAUUAAGAAAGAAAGAAAGAGGACUGAGCUUCACUCACUGCCCGGUGCGCACCACACACUCCUGGAUCCACACGCAGACGCAGCGCGACACAGCCAUGAGUGAGAGACAAGCAUUCGGAGCGACAACUGGGAACAGCAAACCAGCGGCUGGCCAAGGGCGUCAAGGUCGACCAAAGGCUCUGCCCAAAAAUGACAAGAAGAACGACCUGCCAGAUGACUUCGACAUCGACAUGGAGGCCCCGGAGACGGCAAAGGCUGCUGUCACCAUCCAGUCGCAGUUCAGGAAAUUCCAGAAGAAGAAGCAGGAUGUGAAGUCGUAGAAAGAACACUGUUAGCCGCGGCGUCACCUGAUUUGAGCCUGGGUUUUUUUUGCAUGUCAACCAAACUGCACUGUCUGAAUGAAAGUGAGAAGGAGGGAGGGAGGGGGAGUUAGAGAGGGAGGGAGGGGUUUAAAACAAUAUAUCCUUGUGAAAGUCUUUGUGUAUCAUUUAUAACCUGGAAUGACGAGUAUUAUACAAUAAUGUUUCUUAACCAAAAUAGUGAGUGUAUGUAUUUAAAACAUUCCUAUAAUUGUACUUUUUUUUUACCUGAAUAGCACUGCAGUGUAUCUGACACUGCUGUUUCAGUGUAAUACACACAUUCAAAACACAACUUUGACCUUAAUUCAGGGGCGAGUUCAAGCCAUGUGCAUUUCAUCUGCAGCCCGAGCCAAGCGCUGUCACCUGCUCAAGGUGUUUCCCUCCGACCGGGUAAAAGUGCCUCUGUGCUUUCACACUGUAUUGGCUGACACGGUCUAGUUGUUGUCUCUGAUUUGUUGCUGUUGGUUGAGCUCCUUUUCCUUUGUGUGUUUUUAGCAGAACCUCACAUCUCAGUUCUCUGUGUCCUAGUAGAAAAAUCUUGAUGUCGUGUUUGUGGUUUGACUUCAGUUGUGCUUCGAUCAUUGUUUGUGUUCCGCUGUACACACACACACACACACACACACUUAUGCAUGCAAACACACACACAUGCAGCGAAAUAAAUAAAAGUGUUACAUAGAAGUGUACACGGAU